AUGGCUCCAUAUCCGGAAAUCAAUCAGAGUGCUAGCUCGCUCGGGCUCGUGCAAUGGGUGUUCGACGUUUCCGAGAAAAAUACACUACUCCUCGUCCUUCCCGGAUAUAUACCGUCGAUUCCAACUGACUCUUCUGUCAUCGGGUCCAUCAAACGGCUUGUCAGCAAGUAUUGGCACAUCGUCGUUUCGACCAUCAGUCCGUAUAUCUUGACCAUAGGACAGAUCCUCGUCAACUAUUGGCGCGUAGCUGUGGAGACCAUAAGCCCGUAUAUCGUGACGAUAAAGAAGCAUGUCAUCCAGUACUGGCGCGCGGCGGCCGCUUGGUGCGCGGAACACCCCGCGCUUGUUGCAGCCUUGGUCGUCGCCCUCGGAGUCGGCGUCCUCUUCCUCGUGGCUCAGCCAUUGAUACUAGCCAUCCUGUCGGGCGUCGGGUUCGGGGUCCAGGGCGUCGUUGCAGGUUCAUGCGCUGCGGCUUAUCACAGCGCGGUACUGGGUGGAGUGAUCGUCGAAGGCUCGGCAUUUUCGAUUUUGCAAUCCACGGCAGCCUUGGGGGCAGUCCCUUGGCCGAUCUCGUUGGGUUUUGCCAUCGUAGGGGUGGCCCUCGUGGCAGGCGCUAUCAAGCUUUCGGGCGUGUUUUAG
Molecule: messenger RNA, 639 nt
Organism: Punctularia strigosozonata HHB-11173 SS5
Lineage: Eukaryota; Fungi; Basidiomycota; Agaricomycetes; Corticiales; Punctulariaceae
Exons: 5
Coding region: 1-639 (212 amino acids)
Cellular component (GO): membrane
Source: RefSeq, a predicted model, not a curated record